GGAGCUGCGGCCGCUCUCAGCGUUCUGGAGAGGAGCGUCGCGCCUGGACAGGCGGCGGCGGCGGCGGCUGCGGUGCGCAGGGCUCCGGGAGGGCCGAGGGGCUGCCGCGAUGGAGCAACUAUCUGAUGAAGAGAUUGACCAUGGUGCUGAAGAAGACAGUGACAAGGAAGAUCAGGACCUGGAUAAAAUGUUUGGAGCCUGGCUUGGGGAACUGGACAAACUUACUCAGAGUUUGGAUUCUGACAAGCCCAAAGAACCAGUAAAAAGAUCUCCUCUUCGCCAGGAAACAAAUAUGGCCAACUUUUCUUACCGUUUCUCCAUAUACAACUUGAAUGAAGCUCUGAAUCAGGGUGAGGCUGUGGAUCUGGACGCCCUGAUGGCCGAUCUCUGCUCUAUAGAGCAGGAGCUCAGCAGCAUUGGCUCAGGAAAUAGUAAGCGGCAAGUCACAGAGCCAAAAGUUACUCAGAAGCUACCUGCUGGCCGGCAUACGUCAAGACAUGGCACCCUGAGAGGAUUAUCAUCAUCCUCUAAUAGAACAACUAACCCUUCCCAUGCUAACUACUCCCUGGAUGACAUCACCGCACAAUUAGAACAGGCUUCCUUGAGCAUGGAUGAGGCUGCUCAGCAGUCUGUAGUAGAAGAUUCUAAGCCUUCAGUGACAAACCAGCACAGAAGAACCGCGUCAGCAGGCACUGUGAGUGAUGCUGAAGCACGCUCCAUUAGUAACUCCUCCCGUUCAAGCAUCACUUCUGCAGCCUCCAGCAUGGAUUCUUUGGAUAUUGACAAAGUGACACGCCCUCAAGAACUUGAUUUGACAACACACCAGGGGCAGCCAAUUACUGAGCAUGCUAUCUUUCUGAGCUGUCCCAGUAAGCAGGCCAAGCACCACUCUGACUCCACAGAAGAGCAGGCUGAGCUGGCACCUCACUCCUAUCUGGACAGGGAAACCUCCCUUCUUCUGAGAAACAUUGCAGGAAAACCUUCCCAUUUGCUGACCAAGGAAGAACAGGCAGCAAAACUGAAAGCUGAGAAGAUCCGAGUUGCUCUGGAGAAAAUUAAAGAGGCUCAAGUGAAAAAGCUGGUGAUCAGGGUCCACAUGUCUGAUGACAGUUCGAAGACAAUGAUGGUGGAUGAGAGACAGACAGUGAGACAAGUGCUGGACAACCUGAUGGACAAAUCUCACUGUGGCUAUAGUUUAGACUGGUCGCUGGUGGAGACCAUUUCUGAAUUACAAAUGGAAAGAAUCUUUGAAGACCAUGAAAACUUGGUUGAAAAUCUUCUUAAUUGGACAAGAGACAGCCAAAAUAAACUUAUAUUUAUGGAGCGUAUAGAAAAAUAUGCACUUUUUAAAAACCCUCAGAAUUAUCUUCUAGGGAAAAAGGAAACAGCUGAGAUGGCAGACAGAAACAAAGAAGUGCUGUUAGAGGAAUGUUUUUGUGGGAGUUCUGUAACUGUCCCAGAAAUUGAAGGAGUCCUUUGGUUGAAAGAUGAUGGCAAGAAGUCCUGGAAAAAGCGUUAUUUUCUCUUGCGAGCAUCUGGUAUCUACUAUGUCCCUAAAGGAAAGGCAAAGGUAUCUCGGGAUCUAGUGUGCUUCCUCCAGCUGGAUCAUGUAAAUGUCUACUACGGGCAGGACUAUCGGAGCAAGUACAAAGCACCCACAGACUGCUGCCUGGCCUUAAAGCACCCCCAGAUCCAGAAGAAGUCUCAGUACAUCAAGUACCUUUGUUGUGAUGAUGCAAGGACCCUGCAUCAGUGGGUCAAUGGAAUCCGCAUUGCCAAGUAUGGGAAGCAGCUCUACACAAACUACCAAGAAGCCUUGAAGAGGACAGAGUCAGCUUAUGAUUGGACUUCCUUAUCCAGCUCCAGCAUUAAAUCCGGAUCCAGUUCUUCCAGUAUCCCAGAGUCUCAGUCAAAUCACUCUAAUCAGUCUGACAGUGGAGUGUCUGACACCCUGCCCACUGGACACAUCCGCUCCCAAAGUACGGUGAGCUCCAUCUUCUCUGAAGCCUGGAAGCGAGGCACUCAGUUGGAAGAGUCCAGCAAGGCCAGAAUGGAGUCUAUGAAUCGGUCCUACACUUCACUCAUGCCCCCUCUGUCCCCUCAAACUAAGAUCAUCACUCCCUAUACUGCCUCACAACCUUCACCGCCUCUGCCUCCUCCUCCGCCACCACCUCCUCCUCCUCCACCUCCACCACCACCACCUCCUCCUCCUCUCCCCAGCCAGUCUGCACCAUCUUCAGGCUCAGCAGCUACCAUGUUUGUCAAGUACAGCACAAUCACCAGGCUGCAAAAUGCAGCUCAGCAUUCGGGGACCCUGUUUAAGUCUCCAACACCACCAGCGAUGCAGCCUCUUCCUUUAGCUUCACAGUCCAAGGCUCAAAUUGUGGUGCCCCCCAAUGGGGUUAUUCCCCCACCCCCUCCCCCUCCCCCACCCCCAACCCCCGGCUCAGCCAUGGCCCAGUUAAAGCCAGUGCCAUGUGCUCCAUCCCUACCACAGUUCAGCCCCCAACCUCCUCCACUCAAGAUUCAUCAGGUUCAGCAUCUUCCUCAGGCUGCCCCACCUACACCCCCACCAGCUCCUCCCAUUCCUGCAACUGUCCCUCCUCAAGCACCCCCUAAACCUCUGGUGACCAUUCCUCCUUCAGCCAGCACAAAGACUGUGUCACCAGUAGUAGCACAAGCUGUACCACCAACCCCUGCACCUCCAGUGCCCCCUGCAAAGAAGCAGCCAGUGUUCCCUGCUUCUCACAUCCCACCCACUCCCCCUGUGCAGCCUACCCCAUAUCCCCCACCUACACUACCCAAACAGCAGAGCUUUGGUGUGAAGCCACCCCCCUCUCCACUGUCCCCUGUGCCCUCAGUUGUGAAGCAGAUAGCCAGUCAGUUUCCACCCCCUCCCACUCCUCCUCCUGUGGACUCUCAGCCCCUAAAGUCCCUCCCAGCAAGUGUCACCCCACAGUCCCCUCCUGCAGUAAAAGCAAAACCCAAAUGGCAGCCCAGCUCUAUCCCUGUCCCUUCUCCAGAUUUCCCUCCUCCCCCUCCUGAAAGCAGCCUGGUGUUUCCUCCACCACCUCCCCCAGCCCCAGCCCCACCACCGCCACCACCACCACCACCACCAGUGCCACCCACAGCUUCACCUACCCCUGACAAAGGUGGAUCUCCAGGCAAAAAGACAAGUAAGAUGUCCAGCCCUGGGGGGAAGAAACCACCCCCAACCCCGCAGCGCAACUCCAGCAUUAAGUCCGGCAGUUGUGCAGAGCACGUUGAGCCCAAGCGACCCUCCGUAGACAGUCUAGUCAGCAAGUUUGCACCGCCAGCAGAAUCAGGGUCUCCCAGCAAGGAGACCCCACCACCUCCUGCAGCACCCCCCAAACCUGGGAAACUACACCUUUCUGGAGUCAACCUCCCUGGAAUCCACCAGCAAGGGCUUGUGCCGGCAAAACCCUCUGUUCUGAGUGGGCGUGGAAAGGAUGCAGUAGUGGAAUUUCCAUCUCCACCAUCUGAUUCUGACUUUCCACCCCCUCCACCUGAAAUAGAGCUUCCUCUGCCCCCUAUCGAAAUUCCAGCUGUAUUCUCGGGGAACACAUCCCCAAAAGUGGCAGUUGUUAAUCCUCAGCCACAGCUAUGGUCUAAAACAUCAGUGAAGAAGGCCCCUCCACCUACCCGGCCCAAACGCAAUGACAGUACCCGCCUCACUCAGGCUGACAUCUCUGAACAGCCAGCAAUGACCACAGUUGUGCCACAAGUGCCCACCUCUCCUAAAUCCAGCCUUAGCGUCCAACCUGGAUUCUUAGCUGAUCUUAACAGGACAUUGCAGCGCAAGUCUAUCACGCGGCAUGGCUCCCUCUCCUCCUCACGUAUGUCCAGAGCAGAACCCACAGCCACAAUGGACGACAUGGCACUACCCCCACCACCACCAGAACUGCUGUCUGACCAGCAGAAGGCUGGCUUUGGAGGUAGUCAUAUUUCGGGCUAUGCAACAUUGCGAAGAGGACCCCCUCCCGCUCCUCCUAAGAGAGACCAGAAUACUAAGCUCUCAAGAGACUGGUAGCUACAGACUUAUUUUCAUGCUAUCUAUAAUCAGUUCUACAAUCAGUUCAUCUGAUCAUCUGUGCAUCCAGGUGUUCAGAGCCUCCUGAUAAUGUUAUUCAGGUAGUAUCCAGCUGUGUGUGUGUUUGUGUGUAUAUGUGCUGCAUGUGUGUACAUGACUGUACACACAGGUAUACAGAUUGUGUGUAUAUACAUAUGUAUACAUGUGUGAAUGUGUAUAUAUAUAUACAGAGAACUGAUUCUAUUUAUUCCUUUCGCCUCCUAAUCCCAGUAUGGAGUUUUGUAUAUUUUGGGUGGAAGGAGAGAUAGGAGGGGAUAUAUGGUCACUUACAAUUUGUCUAUCGUAUGGAUUGGACCAAACACUAAAAGGUAUUUCCUGUGUCUGUCCUCGUGCCACCACUCUGUGCAUGUGCUAUAGAAGAAAUAGAUGGGCAGUUUCUCGGAUAGAGAGUACCAUCAGAAUGUUUGGUGUAUCUGCUAGGGCUUUUUUCUUUAUUUCUCCCAGUUUUUCCCAGUUGGCUGAAUUUAGAACUGCUUAACUGACACUUAAAUACUACAUGUAAAGGGACACUGUACAUCUGGAAAACCUUAACUAUACAGAACGGGUAAACAGUGCAGGAAAGGGAAAUCCAGAAGACACUGUCUGUGGCUGUACAUAGGAAAGUCUGUACAUGGCUGCUCUAGUUGCAGUAGUCAUGCCAUGACCCCAGCCAUAUCUGAGAUGUCUUCUCAGGUAAGCUUUCUGUCUACAAUACAAGAAAUAUAUGCUAUGAUCCUGGCUACUUUCAGUUCUGUCUUGCAAAGCUUCAUCAACUUGGCUUCAUGAUUCUCACUUUAUAGUGAAUGUCCAGUACUUAUUGUAAUGUCCAGUUAGUUAUGUCUUAGGUCACAGUUACCUUCAUAUAUAGUCUAGGCAUUCGGAGACAUCUGAAUCCAUGUCUGAAUAUGAAAUAUAUACCCUGUGCCCAAUUGGCUCAUUAUUUAAAGACAGUCACCUGCUGCAAUGCCUUCUUUAAAAGUUGUUCUAUCGGAGAGAAAAAAAACAGAACAGGCUCUGUACAGGUGUCACACAUGAGAUUACAAUGCAAAGAAUCCAUUGGGAAUUUGAUUAUCAUAAUUUCAUCCAUAGCUAGUGGAGCUGCUAAUGGAGCUGCUAAGAUCUUUCCUGUUUACAGCUCAAGUGUAGAGAUUUUGUAGGUAACCAGGUGUCUGAUGGAGUAGUGUCACAGUCCAGUGACAGUAAAUGACACUGGCUAUGCAUAAACAGCUGCGCAAACCUUGGAAGAAGCAUUGCUCUGAUGACACUACUGGGCUUCACACUCUUCUGUGUGCUUGUGGUACUUUAAACAACUUACAGUGACAGGUUGAAGGGAAUAAAAUACAACUUUAGAGCUACUGUAAGUAAAAGAAAUAAAAACUGGCCGUCCCACCAAUUACAAAUGAACAUAUCUUAUGAAGAAAGUCUGUGCCUGUUGAAAAAAUAACCAGUGCCAGAUGCAAAACUCUUUUGUUCCUAUCCCUCAAGGAGAAAGUAACUGCAAUGAAUCUGGGUCAAGAUCCAUUGAAGAAUACAGUAUUUGUAUACAGCAUCACAGGGAUGUGAGGAUGGCACCUCCUAGCACAUGUACAGCCGCUAUUCAGUGCAGCCACACAGUCAGGGAGGAAAAAACCCAUAAGUCAUUGUGCUUCUUAAAACCCAACUUAAGGAUAUUUUUUGAAUCUUUCAAAUUGUUCACCAAGUAUUUGUGCUUGCUGUUCCUAUGAUGAAGUGACCUUUAACGUACUGCAUUGUUAGUUUCAGCCUGAGUUCAGAUGCCAAGCCCCACUGAGACUCAGAGACAAGUACUUCCCUACGCUUAUCAACUGCGGCUCUCUGUUCAGGAGAGUAGAUCCAGUUAUCCCCAGUACUGAUUUGUUUUCUUUUUCAAUUAAACCAGAUAAGACAAUUUAGGAUUUCCUUGAGUGGAAAAAUAUGCACUUCCGAUCUAGAUUAAGCCCUAAAUCAACAGCCUUCAUUUUUUUUCAGUGUGAAUUUCAUGGGAAUCCUUAAGGCAUCCUGAACCGCGACUUCUGUUUUAUUUUCUUGGGAGAGCAGAUACCUUUGAAAACCAGUAAUGCCAAGAAAACGAGAGUGCAGUAACUAUCCAUUUCUAAAUCCAGUCAUGUGGCACCAUGCAGUUUCUUUAUAUUUCUCAAAGAUAACAGCUGUUAAUUUUAAGAAUGAUACAUCCCAAUUUUUUUUUUUUUUCCUAAGUGACACAUUGCAGUUUUUGUUUUUAGCUGCCUGGUGUGUUUGAAGGUUUUGUUUCUUCUCUGUCUCUGAUGUAUUCAUGGACAUGACCCACUGCCAGACAACAUGGGUUCUGUGCCUUCUCUCACUGCCCUCUGCUUGGCAGCUCCAGCUUACAUGGUUUUCAGGCCUGUGAAAGGUGCCUGGGAGCUGCCUGGACACUGGCUGACUAGUGAACAGGGUGAAGGACUUUCUGCCCCCGAGGGCAGGAAAGCCAGGUGCUUUUCAGAACUGAUGACUUCUUUUUUGACAGCCUUAACUUGUUACUGUAUAAGCGAUUUCAAGAGUCUCUAGUGCUUAAGGAAGGCAGCAGAACAGCCUAACUCAAGCUCAUAGGCAUUACUACAAACACAGUUCUACCUUAACCUCACCACCUUGGCUUUUACUCCCAAGAUAUUUAAAUACUUUCCCUUUUUAGUCACUAUAAUUCACAUGUGAAGGGGAGGAAAUUGGUUUUUAAGAUGUCCACUUACAGAUAACUAGAUUUUUUUCAGUAUCUAAACUUUUUAACAUAAGGAAGAGAGCUGUAUCUUAAAGAUUACCAAAAAGUCUUAUUUUCAUCAGAUAAUGACAGUGGGGUUUUCUUAAGUCCUCCAAAAUUAAGGUGCUCCUACCCACGGAUGGCAUAUCUUGCAAAGGGCUGAGAACUGUCUUGGGUUCCUUCUCUCUGAGUUACUGUGUGCAAACAGAAUGGAGAGGUCAGAGAAUCCUAACAGGGUAACUCUUCCAAGGUUCAGAUCUACAGGGAUCCAGGUCUCAGAGCCUGGAUGUUGGUGUGGAUUUGUGCAUCAGACUUUGAACAUUUUGCCACCUUUGCUACUCAAAACCAAUUUUAUGUUACAAACACAGGGCAGUGUUUAAGCAAGUAAAAAAUCCAUUCAAACAUUUUCAUGUAUCUUCAGAAAUCAGAAAUAGCAUUAUACUGAUGUAAUCCCAGACUUUACUCCAGUUUACUAAUUAAAACAAUGGUCCUGUGUGGGUAGGUGACAAUUUUCGCUAAAACAGGAAUUAUUAUUUUUGUUAUGCAUGAAAAUGGCCUUCUCUUUUUUAAAAAAUCCCUUUCAAAUUAAAGAUAACCUUUUAGAAUAUUAGUUACUUUUUAAUAUCUACUUUACAUUAUCUGUAAUAUGUAAACUCUCUCCAAGUUUACCCAAAGGGAAAUGCAAAAACUGAAUAUCCCACUAUCUUUUAUGAUGAUCCUUUUAAAAUCCAAAUGACAACAUAUUACACCUUUAAAACCCUAGCCAUAAAAACUGCAAGUGCUCAGUGCCCUUAGGAGGUCUGUAUGUAAAAGAAGCCUAAAGUCUAGGUGAAUUUAAUGAAAUAACAUUUCAUAUACAAUGUAGGGAGCAGAACAGAGGCUCUACUGGGUUUUCUCUGAAGUAAACCAUUUUAGAGAACUAUCUGCUAUUAUCCCCAGUGCCUUGAACUCUUUAGAGGAAUAACAUUUAAAAACAACAAAAAAACCACAGGUAAACUUUUGGGGUGCUAAUGAAAGAGAAGGAAGGUAAGUACUUUUAAAGUUUGGGCAGAAAUGGGGAAGGGGUGACUCUUACAAGAGUUUUUUUUCAUCCAUCUACAUGGAAUCUGGCUGUUUCCUCCCAAAGAUGUUUAGAAAAGUGGCUCAAGUCAACACUGAGCCAUACUUAAGACCUGGCCAAACUGGGAGCAUAUUGUUCAUGAUCUGUGAAUUUCAAGCAAGGGUUAAGAAUCAACUUCCUUUAAAAAAAAAAAAAAAAAAGGAAUCAACUUCUUAGACACGGUUGCAGUAGCAGGGGAUAUUAAAACUAUCCAUUAAAUUUGUUACAACUUAAUACCAAAACCUGCCAUUUUUUCAUAAUUCCACAUCCUAGUUCUUCCUGUAUUUGUAAAUAGUCCCUCCUAGAAAAUAAGCAUUAACUGGAAUGUGUCAAAUGACUUUGCUUAUUAGUUUUACUAUCAGCCACUAGUGAACUCUUCUAAGAUGCAUAAGGUAAAAUAUGAUUAGCUUGUGCUAAGUGUUGUAAAAAUACUGUUUACUGUUUUCAAGAGAAAUGCACAGUAUCUUUAACUGGGGUUGUCCUCUUCUGUUUCACUCUGACUUCCAGCUGUGGGAAUUCUGUCAUAGAUAUAAUGUAGAAAUAUACUUUUUUAAAGCAUGAAGAUAACAUGUACCUGAAAGAGGACAUUAUUCAGAGGACUAUGCACAGCUUGAUAGGAUGAAGUUGUGGUUUUAUUUCAGCCUUGUUGCUAUUAUUUUCGUCUGCAUAAAUGUACACUCAUUUCAUUAUGUGCCUUGCUCCCUGCUUGUGCAAAGCUAUAUAUAUACACACAAAUAUCUAUAUAUGAGAGAGAUAUAUUCAUUCAGUACUACUGAUGAUGUUUUUGUUCUACUGCUGGAUUAAGUUAUUGUCUAAGUUACACUUGCCACUUGUCAUAAACUAUUGUAAUGGCUUAGGACAGUGGUCAUAUAGCCAGAGUAAAUUUGUUUUUCCAGUUAUAUUAUUUUGUCAUCUAUCCCAAUUCUUAAUAAAAAAAAAAUUACAUAGAUUCCAUUUAAACAAAGGAUUUCAAGUGUUUUGGAUGAGCACUAUUAUGAGCCUGGUUUUGCAGGGUGGGAGAGAUGAUACAGCUGUUAAGAAUGCUUUCUGCUCUUCCAGAGGACCAGAGUUCAAUUCCCAGCACCCUCGUCGGGCAACUCAAAACCACCUAUAACUCCAGCUCCAAAGGAUCCAAUAUCCUCUUCUGGCCUCCAAGGCACCUGAACAUGUGUGGCAUACAUACACUUAAAUAAAUAAAAGUAAAUUUUUAAAGAA
Messenger RNA from Mastomys coucha (southern multimammate mouse), 9135 nucleotides. It is a transcript of the gene Raph1, whose product is annotated as Ras association (RalGDS/AF-6) and pleckstrin homology domains 1. The record is from RefSeq and is a predicted model, not a curated record. Gene Ontology annotation, cellular component: plasma membrane; cytosol. Gene Ontology annotation, biological process: signal transduction. Lineage: Eukaryota; Metazoa; Chordata; Mammalia; Rodentia; Muridae. The coding region runs from base 110 to 4051 and encodes 1313 amino acids. The transcript is spliced from 16 exons.